AUGAUCGGAACAAUACGUCUCCCAUUUUACGCAGGGGACAUAACCCGAACCGUUAAGUUCUCUGUUAUCCGAGCUAAGGCGCCCUACAACACUAUCCUCGGCACCCCUUGGUUACACUCCAUGAAGGCCAUUCCCUCUACUUAUCACCAGUGUGUUAAGUUUCCUGGGAAAGAUGGAACAACACAGACGAUCCGCGGGGACCAACGGGCUGCAAGAGAUCUGCUUAUCGCCGCAGUCAAAUUACAACAUUCAGUUUCUCUCGUCAACACAAUCGCCAAACCGAUCCAUAAGAUCUACCCUCAGAAGGAAGAAGUUCGCGAAGUCCCCAUUGAUGAAGCCGACCCAUCAAGGAUCGUACGUAUCGGCGCCUAUCUCUCCGACGAAAUGCAGUCGCAGAUCAUCUCCUUCCUCAAAGCGAACGCUGCCACUUUUGCAUGGGCAAAUUCUGAUAUGAAAGGAAUAGACCCCGCAGUCACGUCCCACGAGUUGAACGUGGAUCCGACGUUCAAACCCAUCCGACAAAAGAGACGGAAGCUCGGACCCGAACAAUCCAAAGCAGUAAACGAGGAAGUCGACAGGCUACUCGACGCAGGUUUCAUUGCCGAGGUACGGUAUCCAGAGUGGCUAGCCAAUCUUGUCGUAGUAAAGAAAAAGAAUGGGAAGUGGUGCAUUUGUGUCGAUUUCACUGAUUUGAACAAGGCUUGCCCAAAAGACAGCUACCCUCUCCCACACAUCGAUCGUCUAGUAGAAUCGACAGCCGGCAAUGAACUCUUAACCUUCAUGGACGCCUUCUCGGGGUACAACUAA
Molecule: messenger RNA, 807 nt
Organism: Brassica napus (rape)
Lineage: Eukaryota; Viridiplantae; Streptophyta; Magnoliopsida; Brassicales; Brassicaceae
Exons: 1
Coding region: 1-807 (268 amino acids)
Source: RefSeq, a predicted model, not a curated record